This is a messenger RNA of Acromyrmex echinatior (Panamanian leafcutter ant), 884 nucleotides long. RefSeq names its product touch insensitive larva B (gene tilB). Gene Ontology annotation, cellular component: cytoplasm. Lineage: Eukaryota; Metazoa; Arthropoda; Insecta; Hymenoptera; Formicidae. Gene Ontology annotation, molecular function: protein binding. The record is from RefSeq and is a predicted model, not a curated record.
GAUCAAUAAUUCGUGACACGUACACGUAGCACGUGGAAUCAGAAAACAUGAUUGACAAUGUUAAAUCGAUAUUCUCAUAGCAACUACGAAACUUUCUUGGUUAAUGCAUGCUCGAGUAUUUCUAUUCACGAUAUUGCGAUUUUCCUCUGUGAUUCUCGUUAAAGUGCGUUAAAGUUAGAAGCUAAUGCAAGAUAAAAAUGGUAAAAAUCACUCUUGAAUUAAUACGGAAACGUUCGGAGCAUAAUGAAGGCGAAAUAUCGACGUUGGAAGAAAUAGCUUUGCACCAAGAGAAUAUCGAUAAAAUUCAACUGAUAGACAGACACUGCAGAAAUCUCAAGAUCCUCUUAUUGCAGAAUAAUCUCAUAUCGAAGAUAGAGAAUCUGAAUAUGUUGAAGAGGCUGGAAUAUUUGAACCUGGCCCUCAAUAACAUCGAGGUUAUUGAGAAUCUGGAGAGUUUAGAGAGUUUAAAGAAGUUAGACCUCACCCUCAAUUUUAUUGGAAAUUUACAAAGUGUAAAAAGUCUCAGGUAUAAUGAGCAUUUGGAGCAUUUGAUUUUAAUGGGAAAUCCGUGCAAGGAUUACGAAUACUAUAGACAAUAUGUUGUGGCGACUUUACCGCAAUUGCAAGAGUUUGACAUGCAGGAGAUUGAAAGGUCGGAACGUAUCAAGGCAUUGCAGAUCUAUUCGCGAGCGCAAGAUGAUGUUAUUGAGAGCUAUCGGCAUUACGAGAAAACUAGGAUAGCUCAACGCAUUCGUCGUAAUGCUGAACAUGAAACAAUCAAUCAAAUGUUAUGUUGUAGAUUCAUUUACGCAUGAAAAAUGCAAAGACGAGCGUAUAAUAUUUUUCUUAGAAUAUUACAGAGGAGCAAGCGAAACAUACGAAGA